This is a messenger RNA of Homo sapiens (human), 916 nucleotides long. RefSeq lists its product as uncharacterized. The record is from RefSeq and is a predicted model, not a curated record. Bases 206 to 553 code for a protein of 115 amino acids. Lineage: Eukaryota; Metazoa; Chordata; Mammalia; Primates; Hominidae. The transcript has 3 exons.
UCAAUAGCGGCCCUGGCCUCCUCCCUCUGCUCUCUGUAACAUAACAGGCUGGCAGCGCCCAGAGAGGAUUUUGACUAUUCCAGUUUUAGUAAAAGGCUGGGGGAAAUCCAUAUAAGCAAGUCUAUUGUUCUUGGGGAGAAAAAGAGUAUGACUUUGGUGUAGAGAAAAGAGGACAGAAUCUGCAGAGGGACAGGUAGGAGGCAGGAUGACAGUCCUGGAGAAUGCCACAGGUGGAGGCCAGAACAUGGUGGAUCCGGGCAAAUCUGAGCUGACAGUGGGCCAGGAUGAGCUGCCUCGCAGGGAAGGUGCAGCCCAACCCCAGCUUCCCAGGAAAGACUUCCCCCUGAGUUCUUCUCAACUCAUCUCUGCAGACCGGCUUGCUCUACUCUUCCUUUAUCAUGGCAGAAUGUGCUUGGCUCCCAGGCUGACAUGGUGCAGAUGCAGCCACACAUACCAACUGACUCACAAUCCGUCAGGGGCCCAAACUCAAGCUUUCAGGUCUCAGCUCAAAUACCACCUCCUUGGAGAAAUCUCUGCUGACCACACUUGCUGAACUGACAGCCAGCUCCUCCCCUGCCCUUCUCUGAUAUGGGAUGAAUUGUGUCCCUCUCUCUUUGCAAAAACAUUUAUGUCAGUACCAUCCGAGCCCCGGAUACGUCAGAAUGUGACUGUUUUUGGAGAUAGGGCCUUUAAGGGGGCAAUUAAGUUAAAAUGAGGUCUUAAUCUAAUACGAAUGUGUCCUUCUAACAAGAGGAGAUUAGGACACAGACAGGCAUAUAAGAAAGACCAUGUGAAGAUAUAGAGAGACGUAAAAGCCAAGGAGAGAGGCCUCAGAAGAAACCCACCCUUCCAACAUCUGAUCUUGGACUUCUGGCCUCCAGAAUUGGGAGAAAAUAAAUUUCUGUUAUUUAAGUUA